AUGACGGGCAGUGUAGCGGCGAGGGCAGAGCCCACCCCCUGGAACCGCACCCCCUCCCUCCCUCCCUUCCUCCACACCCCUGCCCAACCCACAGUUGUCUCUGCACUGUCCUUCACACUGCAGCCAGCCCUCCCACCCCCCCGCUCCCGCCACCUACCCCCCACAGUAGCAGCCGCGGGAGGGGAGAGGCAGGGCAGAGGGUGGUGCUCUGCUGGCGGGGUUCUCUGCUGGCGGGGUUCUCUGCUGGCGGGGUUCUCUGCUGGCGGGGUUCUCUGCUGGCGGGGUUCUCUGCUGGCGGGGUUCUCUGCUGGCGGGGUUCUCUGCUGGCGGGGUUCUCUGCUGGCGGGGUUCUCUGCUGGCGGGGUUCUCUGCUGGCGGGGUUCUCUGCUGGCGGGGUUCUCUGCUGGCGGGGUUCUCUGCUGGCGGGGUUCGCUGCUGGCGGGGUUCUCUGCUGGCGGGGUUCUCUGCUAA
Closterium sp. Naga37s-1 is the source of this 471-nucleotide messenger RNA. The record is from the annotation of a GenBank genome assembly. NCBI's taxonomy places the organism in Eukaryota, Viridiplantae, Streptophyta, Zygnematophyceae, Desmidiales, Closteriaceae.